Messenger RNA from Rhineura floridana, 2909 nucleotides. RefSeq names its product ribonuclease T2 (gene RNASET2). NCBI's taxonomy places the organism in Eukaryota, Metazoa, Chordata, Lepidosauria, Squamata, Rhineuridae. The transcript has 11 exons. Gene Ontology annotation, cellular component: extracellular region. Bases 510 to 1265 code for a protein of 251 amino acids. The record is from RefSeq and is a predicted model, not a curated record. Gene Ontology annotation, biological process: RNA catabolic process. Gene Ontology annotation, molecular function: RNA binding; ribonuclease T2 activity.
GGAGUGACAGUUGGAGUUUGUUAGUGCCAUUGGAGUUGACUCGCUUUCUCGCGAGGGCCGCGGAACUAACACCUCUACACCACACACCUCUCCUGGGGUCACGUGAGCAUACAGCACACCUUUCUGAGGAUUCUUUCUUCGCUUCACAAACACUAUCUCUCCCCUCUCAACCCCGCGCGCACUCCUCACCUUGAUUUUAUUAAGCACCCCACUAGACUCAAGCGUCUGCACGAGGAGAUCCCUCAGCUCCGUGUCUUCCUCCGUCGCUGUCGCCAUCUUGUUUCUCCCUUGACAACCGCCUAAACUGAACUAGCAACGAACCAAGCCCCGCAGAUUCGUUGCUCGAGGACAAGGAAGGGCUCUUCCUGGGAAAGAGGAGGAGCGCGUGAACGAUCGACAUCACUGCCGUUAGCCACCAUUUGAAGAAGACAAUUAAGUAUCCGUUGAGCUUCUUGGCAAUUCAGAGACUUUCUGCAUGAAAGAAAAAAUCCAAGACAUUAUAAAUUAAAAUGAAUCCCAUGACUUCAUGUUGUUUGAUUGUCGGGUGCUUUUGGCUUGCUAUCUUCUGUGGGUCUUCUACAUGUAUGUUGGCUUAUAAUGAUGAUCAUCCUCAUAAGUGGGAAAUGUUAUACCUAGUUCAUCAGUGGCCAGUGACUGUAUGUAAGAUGAAUGAUCAUGAUUGCAAAGACCCAAUAUUGUACUGGACGAUCCAUGGACUCUGGCCUGAUAAAGCAGAAGACUGUAAUAGCACUUGGCACUUCGACAUGUCUGAGAUUAAGGAUCUCAUGGAUGACAUGAACAAAUAUUGGCCAGAUGUGAUUCAUCCAAAUCACACCCGAUUCUGGAAACAUGAGUGGGACAAACAUGGGACUUGUGCAGCUUCGUUGGAAUCCCUUAAUUCUCAAAAAAAGUACUUUGGUAAAGCACUGGACGUCUAUAAAAAAAUUGAUCUUAACAGUUAUCUCUUGAAAAUUGGGAUAAAGCCGGGCAAUUCCAGCUUACAGCUGGCAGCCAUCAGAGAUGCUCUUACAAGCAUUUACAAUGUGACACCAAAGAUUCAGUGUCUUGCUCCAGAAGAGGGCCAACUACAAACACUUGCCCAGAUUAAAUUCUGUCUCACCAAGGAGUUUACUCUGAGAAAUUGUACAGAGCCAAAGUCCGAUUCCCCUCCUGCUCACGAGGAUCACUUCUUCAAAAUGGAGAAUUUGUUGAACUGCAAUGAUACUCUGGUAUAUUACCCUUCACAUGUGCAUCUUUACAAAUAAAGCAGGGAGAAAGUGAAAGUACUUUGUUACAAAUGCCAUUGACAUUUAACAGAGCAUAUGACAUUGUUUAGAGAGAGGUUAAUCUUUUUUACCCCAUAAGGAAAGGAUAUUGUGAGACUUCGUUCAUUUUUUUUAAGUCCUGCUUGCUUUGGAACAUGUGCACAUGAUCAUAUUGGUACCCCAGCUAUAUAAACAAAGAAGAUUCAUUUCUGUGGAAUAACUAUUCUCUUUUCAUUUGUGCUACUAAUAUGUCAUUUCUAUGUUUUAAAAGGGAGCUACACAAAGUCUAGAUUUUCUGGUUUAAAUUGAGCAGUUCUAACUACUUUUACUUGCAAGUGAUUUCAGUAAAGCUAACUUCUCAGAUAGUAGGUAAUUGCCUCAGGAUUUUAUGGAGUAACUUUCUUUAUGUUUCAGAAAGGAUAUGAAACAUUCCACUCCACCUUCAAAUUAAGCACUUCUGCAGUUUGAAUAUUGUUGGCAAUAAUAAAGGUGCAAUACUCAUUGCUUCCUUCAGAGCAAGUAAUUUGAAGAUCGCAUCUUUGGAGAUGACUAACUGAUCUGUGUGAAUGGUCACUAAAUGUGCAUAAUUGACAGUUAGAAGAAUAGCAAAGUGCUUCCACUGUGGCAAAGACAGUAACUUACAGCUUAUUUUACUGCAAAGUAAAGUCAUUGGCAUCAGCAGGGUUGCUCUGCAAUAAGUGAGUUGCAGCCUGAAAUCAAUAUUCAAACAUGAUCAGUACUUCUUAUAGUAAUAUUGACAUUGGCCUGUGAAAGAUGAUCAUCUCACAUACACUGGGAUUGAAUCCAUUUGUGUUCUUUUCUGGGACACUUGUUCUCAGGAUGUUCCGUGUGUUGCUUUUCUUCUUGUGGGUGAGAAAUCUCUCUGGUAUGUUUUUAAGAUCAAGACCUGGAUGUUCAAUAUUAGUACAAACAUAAAUGUUCCUGUAACUGAAUGUAUUUUUAGUUUUGCUAUCCUAAUCUCAGUAUUCUUUGUCUCCUAAAAAUGUUGUAGAAGCAGUCUGUAAUAUUACAGCACACAGACAACCACUGUUCCCCAGUUCUCAGCCACUAUUGUGAACUUGGUAGCCUAUAUACUGUAGGCUUACCAAUGUGUCAGCAGAACUAAUGCACCACCCAGCCCUGCUGCCGUAAUUUGUGUUAGAAAUGCUUUUUUAAAAAUCUAAUUCUGUAUUGCUAGUGUAAAUUGCAAACAAUGCAAUUGUUUUUUCUUUUCCUGUGUUAGUAUAACCUUCAUUUUUGAGAGCUGGGUUCCAUAAGAGGUUUUUUUAGUUCAUCUGUGUAACUUAAUUUUUAUCACUGAAAAGAGUUUGACAAGAUUCAAGAUCCAUUUGUCUGUCUCAUUGACAGAACUCGGCACUUUCACAUGCAUGGGUGAAGUGUGUAGCUGUGGCUUUGAGCCAUGGGGUGAGCUGUUACAGACAGAGAAUGUAGUUUCAAGUAAUCAUCUUCUUGGGCAUUCACAUGUCACUUCUUUGGAAAAUCUACUAGUAGGAGGCAAUUAUGUAUGUGAUCUUGCCAACUCUGUAAGCCAUUAAUAAGUUCCUUAAAUGAGACCCUUCACAAAAACAUGGAUUCUUUGUCUAUAGACCGUGGUUUUAUUGAUAAAAGUCAUCGAUCUACAAA